CCAGGGGAUUUUGUACCACUAAACACUGCUGGGAAUUAUGGCGAAAUAAAGGAUAACCCUGCUGACCUGCUUAAGAAACCGGUGGAUUAAAGCAACAUUCUGUGGAAGAUGUAAGCUGUUUUGGAGACGCAAUGGAGGGGACUUUGUUAUCAUUGGAGGGCAAAAAGCCCCAGAAGCGGGUGAGGUUCAGGGUGGCUUCAGGGAGCAGCGGCCGGGUGCUGAAGGAGAUGUUUAAAGAUGAUGGGCCGUCUGACUCUCUGGACUCUGACUGCACCAGUAGCUCGGAAGUAGAGCGAGCCAGCACACCAUCCACCAGUGGAGAGCCCAAUGGUCACAUUGCAGUGUACCUGGGCUCUGAGUUGGACGACAGCGAGAGUGAACCAGAUGACUUGCUCGUGUAUGCUGGAGCCAAGGACAAGGACAGAGUGUUCAGCACCAAACGGGUCAACAUCCUGAGCAAGAAUGGGACAGUGCGGGGAGUCAAGCACAAAGUCAGCGCUGGUCAAAUAGUAUUUGACAACCUGACCAAAGUCACUGAGCCUGAGCUGACUCUGGAGUUUGGCCGGAUCGUGAUCUACACCACCAGUUUCCGUGUGGUCAGGACGACGUUUGAACGCUGCGAGCUGGUGCGCAAGAUUUUCCAGAACCACAGGGUGAAGUUCAUGGAGAAGAACAUUGCUCUGGACAGUGAGUAUGGCAAGGAGCUGGAGGUGCGCUGCAGAAGGGUAGGAGAGCCCCCUUCCCUCCCUGUAGUCUUCAUCGAUGGACACUACCUGGGGGGUGCAGAGAAAAUACUGAGUAUGAAUGAAUCAGGGGAACUGCAAGAUCUCCUGACUAAAAUUGAGAGGGUACAGCACCCCCACACAUGCCAGACGUGUGGCGGCUUUGCCUUCAUGCCCUGCUCUAUGUGCCAUGGCAGCAAGAUGUCUGUGUUCAGGAACUGCUUCACGGACUCAUUCAAAGCCCUCAAGUGCACUGCAUGCAACGAGAACGGCCUUCAACCGUGUCCCAGCUGCUCCCACUAAGUGCCUGCACACCUCCCUCAGUAUCCACCUCCUUCUUCUCACCCACCAUUCGCCAUGUAAAAGACUAUACCAGAAAAAAAAGAUAGAGACAACUGUGGUUUUUUUUCCUCCUCUGGUGGGAUUGUUAAUAAAUGUUGUUUUUAAGAAAGCCUGUAAAAGCAUUUGAUUCUUCAUUCACUUUAUUUGAUGUCACAGUGUGUCUGUGAUGAUUCGCUUAUCAGGUCAUUUAAUACUCCACAACAAUAGUCAUUUCCAGUCUGUACUCAGAUUGCCUGUGUCCUAUUUCACUAUAAUGCUGUAAUCGAGUAAGAAAAAAACGUUGCCAGGAAAUCAGAGCUACAGCUCACGCUUUCUGUAACCCCAGAACAUCCCGAGCCAAAAUUCAACUGAUUGAGAGAUAUAAUGAAUGUAGAAAGAAGAUUUGAAUAAGCUUCUGCAGUUUGGUCUGCUGUGUGAGUUCACAAGAUACAUCCACUAACCCAGAGGCUCUCAAAUUCUUUCCCUGCCGAGGACCUCUAACAUUAAACUAGAUUUCUCUUACACCUUCUGAACAUACUCCAACAAUUCUAAUAUCAAUCUCAUUUAUUAUUGAAAUGUUACAUUUAUAUUCUGAAUAUAUAGUGGAGCUAUAAAGUUUUUAUUGCUGAACUUUCCACAUGCAUUAGGUUGAACUUGACAUUAUUUAUAGGUGACUUGAUUUCGAGUUAUUGAGAUUUUAAUUAAACUUAUUUAAAUCAAGUAAUCAAAUGAACAUGCUUUUAAUUAUCAGAACUUGAUAAUAAAUAUAAUAACUGUGAUAAUAGUGGGUUGUGAUUUCCACCACUGUAACUGAAUUUAAAGAAUUGCAGACCCCCUGGCUAUACUUUAUGACCCCUGGAGUCCCCAGACUUCACUUUAGAAGCAUUUCUACUUACAUCACACAGCUUUUUACAUUUUAUAGGACACAGAACCACAUACGAUGGAAGUGAAAUGAUUACGUUUAGCAGAUCUAGCUUAUGCAUAGACAUAGAAAUUACACACUUAUGACUCUCUAUCUCUAUCAGAUGUAUAAUCUGCAUGUUUAUUGAUUUUUUAAAUUAUUUUAACCCUGCAUUUUAGUACAUGGGUUUGAAAUGAAACUAUGUCAUAACCAUGAAGGAGUAACCAUGAAAGCGCUUUUUAUACAUACUCCUUCUGUUUUAAGGCGUCGUAAUUAAGUGGCUGCUCAGUUGUCAGUGUCAUGCAGAAAAGCACUAACACAACGGUUCGAUAUGUAGCCUUUACACCUGCUGUUGCUGUCUCAACAAGAAGAACAAACUCUACAAAAUAAAGGUACACAUCUCUACCAUU
This is a messenger RNA of Pangasianodon hypophthalmus (striped catfish), 2354 nucleotides long. It is a transcript of the gene grxcr1a, whose product is annotated as glutaredoxin and cysteine rich domain containing 1 a. Gene Ontology annotation, biological process: sensory perception of sound. NCBI's taxonomy places the organism in Eukaryota, Metazoa, Chordata, Actinopteri, Siluriformes, Pangasiidae. The transcript has 4 exons. The record is from RefSeq and is a predicted model, not a curated record. Bases 132 to 1025 code for a protein of 297 amino acids.